AUGUACGGCCACUGGCUCUCUCAUAAUGUCAGCUUCGUUGACCCCUGCUUCGCUUAUAGGCUGAAGGGAAACGAAUCCGACCAAGAUUAUGUCAAGCGACUGGCAGAUCAACUUGAGGCAGAGAUUCUCCGUAUUGGACCCGAGAACGUUUCUGCAUUUGUGGCUGAGACUGUCAGUGGAACUACUCUAGGUUGCCUUCCUGCUGUACCUGGAUACUUUAAAGCUGUCCGAGAGAUUUGUGACAGACAUGAUGUCCUCUUGAUCGUGGAUGAAAUCAUGUGCGGCAAAGCUCUUGGUGGGGGGUUUGUUCCCCUGUCUGGCGUGUUGCUUCGCAAUAAGAUAUUCGACGCCCUCGCAGACGGAUCUCAGGGAUUAGCCCAUGGACACACAUUACAGGCUGACCCGGUCGCUUGCGCUGCAGCCCUCGAGGCUCAACGCAUCAUUCGUGAUGAAGAUCUUCUCACUAACGCCCGAGAAAUGGGUAAGGUCUUGGAGAGGCUCCUGAGAACAAAUCUUGGACAUAUGGAAUAUGUCGGCGAUAUCCGUGGGCGUGGUCUUUUUUGGGCCGUUGAGUUCGUUCAGGAUCGUGGCACCAAAACACCCUUCCCGGCAGAUAUGAGACUGUGUCACCAGAUUGUCGACAAAGCGCUUGAUCUGGGCUUGAAUAUUUUGGGAAACCUGGGUGAAACUGGAGACAUCCAUGUUGAUCAUGCCAUAAUGUCUCCCCCAUAUGUGGUAACUGAGUCUGAGCUGGGACGGAUGGUCGGCAUUCUAAGGGAAUCUAUUCAGACUGUAAUGUCUGAGGUUAUUGAUAUUCAAGGGGCGUGA
Fusarium proliferatum ET1 is the source of this 828-nucleotide messenger RNA. RefSeq lists its product as uncharacterized. Lineage: Eukaryota; Fungi; Ascomycota; Sordariomycetes; Hypocreales; Nectriaceae. Gene Ontology annotation, molecular function: transaminase activity; pyridoxal phosphate binding. The transcript has 4 exons. Gene Ontology annotation, cellular component: cytosol. The record is from RefSeq and is a predicted model, not a curated record. The coding region runs from base 1 to 828 and encodes 275 amino acids.